This is a messenger RNA of Trichophyton rubrum CBS 118892, 693 nucleotides long. RefSeq lists its product as uncharacterized. NCBI's taxonomy places the organism in Eukaryota, Fungi, Ascomycota, Eurotiomycetes, Onygenales, Arthrodermataceae. Bases 1 to 693 code for a protein of 230 amino acids. The record is from RefSeq and is a predicted model, not a curated record. The transcript has a single exon.
AUGAAAGCUGGUUGUGGCAUCGACAUCGACCACAUUCCAAUGAUGAAUUACAUCCAAACACGAGUUCCCCGGCUUCGAGCACCACAUAUACAUGGAGUCCUCCAGGAUGGUCGCCGUAGCUUUGUGUUCAUGACUCGCAUUAAAGGCGAGCCACUUGACAGAGUUUGGAAAACGCUCGAUAACUCCCAGAAGGAAUCUAUCAAAGAGCAAUUAGAGAUCAUGUUCUCUGGCAUCAGAUCACUAACCCCACCUCCCUCAGACGAGCCACAUGCCCUUCUUGGUGGUGGCAUUCCGAGGAGAUGCCGAGAUGCAAGGAGGCAUGUACGAGUCGCAGAGAAACCCAUUGAAAGUAUGGUCGAGUUCAACCUAUUCCUUACCACUGAUCCACAUCGUACGGAGACUGGGAGGUUAAAAAUGAUCCGCUCAUUCCUUUCCUCCGAUCAUAAAUUUGUUAUGACAUACGGUGACCUCCAUCCCCGCAAUAUCAUGGUCAUUACGUCCAAUAUACUCCCUUCGGACGUUUUUACGCCGUUAGUUAAGGUUACGGGUUUGCUAGACUGGGAGAUGUGUAGCUAUUAUCCUGAUUAUUGGGAGUAUGUGAAAAUAUCACAUACUAUUCACCCUGGGGAUGGUUUUGACGAUUUGGUGGAAUUAUCUACCAGCUUCGAUUGGAGUAUGGCCCAAGGAGUAUAG